AUGGAUACCUUACUUACAGCAGAAAUCGUGGCCAACUCUCCGCAAUUCAGGCGGAAAUCAUCCACCUUCGUUGAUGCUAUCCACGAUUUGCCAGAAAAGGCCGACCUAGCUCCAGCUCAACUGUACAGUACCGAGUCAGGACGACUCUUCCACUCUGGCCGUAUCGUGAUCAUCACAGUCGGGCUGCCCGCUAGAGGAAAAACACACAUCUCUGUUGCGUUGGCUCGGUAUCUGAGAUGGCUGGGGGUCAAGACGCGGAUUUUCCAUCUCGGAGACUACCGAAGAGCCACGAUUCCAUUUGGCGAGGAUAUGCCAGAAGACUACUUCUUUGUCAAUGCAUCGGCAUCGUCUGUUUUGCUCCGCCAGAAAAUCGUUCGCAAGUGUCGAGAGGACAUUUACCACUUCUUGAACCAUGAGAAUGGUCAGAUUGCCAUCUAUGACGCCGUGAAUCCCCUGGCUUCGGGACGGCGUUCACUCGCCAAGGAAUUCGCCAAGCACGACAUUGAGACGCUCUUCAUCGAAUCUUGGUGUGAUGAUGAGCGUAUCAUCGAGGAAAACGUUCGCCGCGUCAAGAUUUCGUCGCCAGAUUAUGUGUCCUGGACACCAGACGACGCAGUCAAGCACUACCUGACUCGAAUCAGCUCCCGCAUUCCCCAAUUUCAGACUAUGGAAGAGAAGGAUUUGAACUACAUCAAGAUGAUCAAUGCCGGCCAGCGACUCAUUGUGAACAACCGAAGCUUUGGCUACCUGUCUAAUCGCAUCGUGUUCUAUCUGCUGAAUUUGCACAUCAAGUCGCGACGAACAUAUUUCGUGCGAGCUGGUGUAUCCAAAGACCUAUCCUAUAAAUCCGACUCUAGUCUCUCCGAAAAGGGUGACGAUUACGCUCGCAAGAUGACAGAACGGCUUCUUGCUCACCGGGAGUCUGAGAAACAGGAAAUGAUCGAACGAGGGGAUGUAGGCUAUGAACUCCGGCCGUUGAAAGUCUGGACCUCCACCAGGCGCCGUACCGUUGAGACUGCAAAGUACCUCUAUGACAAAGGCUACAAAGUCCGUCAGCGAUCUCAGAUGAGUCAACUCAAUCCCGGUGUGUGUGAGCAGAUGUCGGAGAGGCGCAUUCGUGCGGAAUGGCCAGACGAGGUGGCCAAGCACGAGCUGGACCCUUAUCAUCACCGCUACCCUCGAGCAGAGUCCUAUCAUGACCUCGCCGUCCGUCUGGAGCCGGUCAUUCUUGAAUUGGAGCGGGAGCAAAACGAUUUGCUCAUAAUUGCCCAUGAGAGCGUGUUGAGAGUUCUCUACGGCUACUUGAUGGCGUGUAACGCAGCCGACAUUCCAUUCCUUGAAUUCCCACGAGACGAGAUCAUUGAGAUUAUCCCGGAGAGUUACCAAAACGAAGCUCGCCGGAUCCAUAUUCCCGACCUGCCAGAGGAGAUCAUUCCCGCCUCGCCCGAGGAUAUCAAGAUUCCGGUACCCCCAAGCGGUGUUGUCUCUCCCAUGCAAGGCCUCGGUAGCCCAAUGGACGGAUCUGGGACUCCGCAGAGUGGAUUGAGAACUCCGAGUGGUCUCCGCACACCUCGUGAGCCCGAGAGAAUCUCCCAGCAGCACGUCGAAGAUGUCGUCUGA
Penicillium diatomitis is the source of this 1620-nucleotide messenger RNA. Its product is annotated as bifunctional fructose-2,6-bisphosphate 2-phosphatase/6-phosphofructo-2-kinase. Gene Ontology annotation, biological process: fructose metabolic process; fructose 2,6-bisphosphate metabolic process. Lineage: Eukaryota; Fungi; Ascomycota; Eurotiomycetes; Eurotiales; Aspergillaceae. The coding region runs from base 1 to 1620 and encodes 539 amino acids. The record is from RefSeq and is a predicted model, not a curated record. Gene Ontology annotation, cellular component: cytosol. Gene Ontology annotation, molecular function: fructose-2,6-bisphosphate 2-phosphatase activity; ATP binding; 6-phosphofructo-2-kinase activity. The transcript has 11 exons.